UCUUGGCCUUGAAAUUGGCUUCUCUAUACAUAUAAGUAUAUAGUUUAAAACUAAACCAUUAUUCAACAGCAGUCCUCCGUUCAAGCAACAACAUGCUCUUCACCAAGGUCUCCUCUAUUGCUCUGUGCAUGGUAACCAUGUCUUUGGCUGCCCCUGCCCCAGCUCCCCUCUUCGACCCUGUCCUUGCUGUUGCCGUUCCCGUUGCUGGAGCUGUAGCUCUUCCAGCGGCUGCUGCAGUAGCUGCCGGUAUAGGAGCCAAAUAUAUCAUCGUUAAGGGAUUUAUCAAGGGAGCUGUUGCUGGAGCCAUUGUAAGCGCUGCUGCAAACGCCGUUGCAGGAGGAAACGAUGCCGGUUAUGGAGCCCCUGCUGUUCAAUAUGGAGCACCCGCUGCUGAAUAUGGAGCCCCUGCUGUUCAAUAUGAAGAACCCGCUGCUGAAUACGGAGCACCUGCUGCUGAAUAUGGAGCACCCUCUUAUGCUGCCCCUGCUGCUGAAUAUGGAGCCCCUGCCGCUGAAUAUGGAGCACCUUCUUAUAGCGCACCUUCUUCCGGAUAUGGAGCCCCUAGCUACAGACAUUGAAGCUAAUUCUAGCAAACUGUUUUAUUAUAAUUUAUUCUUAUUUAAUUAUUACGUUUGUUACACUUCAGUUACCUGGUGGUCUAAAGACUGCUAAUUUGUUCAAACUUAAAGUCUGGCCAGAGUUAGUGUUUUAUUAAGAGAAUUUUGUUAAUAAGUCCAAUGUUGAAGACGAUAUUUAAGAGAAUUUUGUUAAUAAGUCCAAUGUUGAUGACGAUAUUUAAGAGAAUUUUGUUAAUAAGUCCAAUGUUGAAGACGAUAUUUUAAGUUAUUCUUAAUUACACUGCAAUGGAAGUCAGUCUCUAGUCCUAUAGUUUGAAAUAUUUAAAAUGUCUGUAAAUCAGUCUGAAUAAAAGUACACGUACAAAAACUUUGAUAAAAA
Messenger RNA from Eurytemora carolleeae, 957 nucleotides. Its product is annotated as cuticle protein 16.5. The transcript is spliced from 4 exons. Bases 93 to 578 code for a protein of 161 amino acids. NCBI's taxonomy places the organism in Eukaryota, Metazoa, Arthropoda, Copepoda, Calanoida, Temoridae. The record is from RefSeq and is a predicted model, not a curated record.